CUAAUUAUAUACAAGUCGAUUAUUGCUAAUCUAAUAUUACCAUUUAUCUAUUCUGUGAUAUUACUGACUUGGUGACUUUUAACAUUCCACCCUCCGUAGAGCGUGAUUCUAUUUUAUAUAUUAUAUAGGUAUGCACGGUUAUACUAUUAAGUAUAACUUAAACCGUGUACACAUGUAUUUUUUUCAUCCCUCUCUCUCCUUUUCCCUUAAUACUAUCUUAUAUUUAAAAUUUAAUUGGAAUUUUUGUCCGUAAUAAACAAUGGUAUUAUUAUGUCUGUGUCAUUGCGUGCUGCCGUGCUCCUUAGUCCGUACCACACAGUCCAGUGGCUGACAAGUAUUUUGCUUUUACAUAAUAUAGCUUAUAUAGUUUAAAUUAAAAAUUGGUGCACCAUGUUAUGUGGAAAAUAUUUUUUGUUAUGUGUUACAAGUUGUUUAUUUUUUUUUAAAUUCAAAACUGUCUGUGGAUAUUCAAGAUACUACCAUUAUGUUGUGGGAUGUCCUAAGACAUUGAUUGAUAUUAAAGAUUUUGAACGUGACCUGAAAGAAAGUUUUUUUGGGCAACAUAUUGCAUCAAAAACUGUAGUAUCUGCUUUAGCAGGUAAUUUGCAUCGUAGUAAAUAUAACAAAAAACCAUUGGUAAUGUGUUUUCAUGGUUCCAGUGGUACUGGUAAAAAUUAUUUAUCUGAUUUAAUUGCUAGUCAUAUGUUUUAUUGGGAAAAAGUAAAAAAUUUACGAUAUCAUGUUAUUCAUGGACGAUCUGAUUUUCCUAUGACAUCACAAAUAGAGCAUUAUAAGAAAAAACUUCAUUCUGAUGUGAUAUCUGCUAUAAAAUCAUGUGAUACAAAUGUAUUUGUUUUUGAUGAAGUCCAUUAUAUACCCAUGGGUAUAUUAGACAUACUAGCACCUAUUCUUGAAAACAAUGAUGUGUCCAUCGAUUCUAGGAAUUCAAUUUUUAUAUUUUUAACUAAUGCGGGUAGUGAUUAUAUUAUACAAAAGUCUUUAGAUAAUUUGACCAACGGAUUUUCUAGAAAGAAUAUGAAAGUUGAAGAUUUUGAUACUAUUUUACUAAAAUCUGCUUUCAAUGAAGAAGGAGGUUUGAAGAGAAGUUCAUUAAUAGAUUCCCAUAUUAUUGAUUUUUAUGUUCCAUUUUUACCACUCGAAAAAAAUCAUGUGCAACAGUGUAUGGAGGCAGAGUUGAAACAUCUAGAAAAACAUUUGGAUUCUGAAACAAAAAGUCAAAUAUUACGUAUGAUUACAUUUGGUCCCAAGCCUGAAAAGAUAUUUUCUACUGUUGGUUGUAAAAGAAUUAAAGCAUGGAUUUCAACUAAAACAUAUAAUAAUUAAAUUGGAUAUUUUUAAAGAACACUGUGUGACAUAAACAUUUGGAAAAAACCAAUCUGAAAAUAAGUAUUUAUUGAAAUAUAUAUUUUAUAACGUUGUAUAA
Molecule: messenger RNA, 1444 nt
Organism: Metopolophium dirhodum (rose-grain aphid)
Lineage: Eukaryota; Metazoa; Arthropoda; Insecta; Hemiptera; Aphididae
Product: torsin-1A-like
Exons: 6
Coding region: 391-1344 (317 amino acids)
Biological process (GO): cellular response to misfolded protein
Molecular function (GO): ATP hydrolysis activity; ATP binding
Source: RefSeq, a predicted model, not a curated record